Messenger RNA from Sorghum bicolor (sorghum), 1817 nucleotides. RefSeq lists its product as uncharacterized. NCBI's taxonomy places the organism in Eukaryota, Viridiplantae, Streptophyta, Magnoliopsida, Poales, Poaceae. The record is from RefSeq and is a predicted model, not a curated record. The coding region runs from base 1 to 1182 and encodes 393 amino acids. The transcript has 2 exons.
AUGCUUCCAGGCCCUGUUCUCCCACCUCCACCUCCGCCGUUGGUGUUUAUAGGUUCACCAAGUCUGCCGCAAUCAGACCCACAGUCUUCAUCGACUGGGGCCAGUGUUGCCAUUAUUAUUAUUGUCAUAAUCGCCACAAUCACCUUGACUACUUGCUUCGUGCUCCUGCGCCGAGGUUGUCUCCGUCGCCAGGGCCGCUUGUCCAGCUCGUCCUUCUCUUGCUGCAGUUCUGAGUCUGGAAUGCGGUCUGCUGCAUCAGCAGCUGUUGCCUCAGCUGUGUCGUCUGUGGCACGUUCUGCAGAAGGGCCAGUGGAGGGGUCUGAACUGGUAGCAUCCGUGCCUGUCUCUGCUGAGAUGCCAAAGGGUGGGAUGGACACACUGGUGCCAUCAGCACUGUAUCUUCCAGAGGUGGAGCGUUUGAUAUUGGAGUUGCUCUCGCUACCUGCAGUGCCAAUGAAGCCUGGGAGCAGGGAUUGCGCAAUGUGCAGAGAGUUCCUACCUACUGAUGUGCUUCUCAUACUGCCAUUGUGCUCGCAUAUGUUCCAUCAGUCAUGCAUCAUCAACUGGCUACGCCACACCACACCGUCAUGCUGCCCAUCCUGCCAUGCCUCUAUCACCAUUCCUGGCUCUAACAAGACUGAAGUUGCUCCGACCUUCUGCUCAGUUGAAUACGACAUUGAGUCUCAGAUGCUAAUGCCGACCCCACCUGGUGAGGCAGUAGCAGAGGCUGUUGGAGGAGAUCAUGGGUGGCUGCGCUCUUCCCUGGACAGAUUAUCUGGCAGCUGGAGAGGAUGUUCCAGCAAUUGUGCCACUGCAGCGGUUGUGCCAGUGUCCUCACGGUGCACCACUGGAAGUUGGAGCCAGGGCUCGAAUGGCCGAUUCGACAAUGACUCAGAUUGCGCUAAGGUACAGGAGCCGCUGCCAGUUACAGAUGGUAAGGAGGUGCCAGAGACUGUGAGGGGCUCUGUCGGGUGGCUGAGAUCUUUGGCCACACUCUCUGGCAGCUGGAGUGGGUGCUCCAGCAGCUAUUCUUCUGAGAUGGGGUUGCCGGUGACUUCGAGGCAUGUCACAGAGACCCUGGCAUCAAGUGGACGCAGUGAAACUGACACAUGGUCUAGGAGGUGGGAUCUUGAGGCUGCUAUGCCGACACCUGAGAGGCCAUCCUUCAGAAGCUCAGGUUGAACUAUUGCUCUAAAAGAAGAGAAUGAAUACAAAUUGUACAUCAAAGAACAGGAGUAGCAUUGAUUCUUUGUGUUGGAUAUACAAUCAUACUGAUGGAUGCAACAACGUUUUGUAUAGCAUAUAUAGAUCAGCUUUUAUCUUUUAGAUAAUUGGCUGUCCUUGGUCCUUAUGUCCAAGUCAAACUGUGAGCAAGAUAGCACGAUAUAGUGAUGGAUAAGAGGCUCCCUGCCAUUCUUAGCAUUUUCUAUUGAGGGAAAGGAUUAAUAUUGGUAGGCUAUAUAGCAUAUCAAGUGAUAGUUUUGAUAAAAAACUUGGUUUUAGUUCUACUGUGACAAGCAUGUUGCGCUAAUAUGCUAUAUGUGCUUGAACUGUAAACUGUGCUGCUACAAUGGACCUGUACGAUGAUACUGGUUCUGUAAAUGUUCAGUUUGGAGCGGUUUGGUUGUAAAGAAUACUGUUGGAACCAAGUGACCUAUGAUAUAUCCACUUGAGGUUCUCGCAAUCUUAUUUGCAUUGGUUGCGAAGAAACUACAAUAGAGCAAUAUGAAGCAGAAAGGAAGGAAAAUAAUGUGUUUUGUUGUUGCUGUCACAAUAUGUUUGUCUUGUGUUUUGCUAUGCUGUAACUCUUGUUGUAA